Ruditapes philippinarum (Manila clam) is the source of this 1398-nucleotide messenger RNA. RefSeq names its product gastrula zinc finger protein XlCGF7.1-like. The coding region runs from base 175 to 1110 and encodes 311 amino acids. The transcript has a single exon. The record is from RefSeq and is a predicted model, not a curated record. Lineage: Eukaryota; Metazoa; Mollusca; Bivalvia; Venerida; Veneridae. Gene Ontology annotation, molecular function: RNA polymerase II cis-regulatory region sequence-specific DNA binding; DNA-binding transcription activator activity, RNA polymerase II-specific. Gene Ontology annotation, cellular component: nucleus. Gene Ontology annotation, biological process: regulation of transcription by RNA polymerase II.
AUUAGAAUUCUUAUGCCUCAAAAUUAUUAAUGAGUUAACUUGAUCGAUAUCGACGGCGGAAUUUUGAAUUCGUUGUGCACUGAAGAAAAUAAAGUAGAUCUUUUAACUGAUUAAUGUCAUAAUGAUGCAUUCAAAUUAUUGAUUUCUCUAAUAAAUGAGUUAAGAAGGGUUAUCAUGACACAGGAAAUGCAAAGUCGCGACAGUACUGUUAUUGAAGUAAUCAGUGAUGAAAAGUAUGAAGUUUCUGAUCAAAUAAAUUUAAAUGUUUAUGAAAAUGAUAAAAACACAUAUCGUGCUGUAAGUUCAAGUUUAGUCAGAGAUGAAAAUAUUGCCGUUAAAGAACAUUCUUUACUUGGUGACAAAUUUGACUGCCCCUUGUGUGAUAAACGUUUUAAUGACCACAGUAAAUACAUAAGACACAUAAACCGAAAACAUACAGGACAUAGUUUUGAUAAAAAAGUGGAAUGUCCAAUAUGCCAAAGACUCUUGUGUGACUAUAGUAAAUUUAGCAGGCAUUUAGCAAUACAUACUGGUACGAAAGAAUUCAAGUGUGAAAGUUGUCACAAAAGAUUUAGCAGAAAAGAUCAUCUUAGAAAACAUAUGACUGUCCAUGCACCAAGCAGUGAAAGAAGACAUAAAUGUCCACAUUGUAACAAAGGCUUUGUUGAGAACAACAUUUUACAGCGUCACAUUAAUUCUCACACAGGGAACAAACCAUACAAAUGUGGAAUUUGUAAGAAAGGUUUUUAUGCUGAUAGUACAUUAAAGCAACAUUUAACAAUUCAUUCAGAUCAAAGGCCAUUUUUAUGCCCUGAAUGUGGAAAGUCAUUUCGUAGAAAUGGAACAUUAAAACAUCAUAUGACGACUCACAAACAUGAAAAACCAUAUGAAUGUCAAGUCUGCCAGACAAGAUUUACCUUAAAGCAUACCCUAGUUUGCCACGCUCGUAUUCACACUGGAGAAAUGCCUUAUCAAUGCUCUAAGUGUGAAAGGGAAUUCAUGAGGUUAGAUGUCUAUAAGUACCAUAUAAACAGAAAAACUGAUUGCACACUUGAUUUUAAAAAGGAACACACAACAAGGAAAAAGAAUUUGAAAAAAGAAAAAUCUUAAAAGUGUAAAUGUGGAAUGUCAAAGUGCUAAUAUAACAGUUACAUUGCAAUAAAAUUGAUAUUAUCAAUUUUAUAUUUUAAUCACAAAGUCAAUGUAAAAUUUCAAUUUAGUUUCACUGUGACAUUUUCUGUUAUGAUUUUAUCUAAACUAUUUUCAACCACUUUAAUAUUUAUCAAAGUAGAUUUAGAUACUAAGUAUGUAACUUACAUGAGAUUAGGCAUGUGAGAAAAAUGUUAAAUUUUAACUGCAAGGUAUUGAGUUUAGGACUGAAAGACUCAUUAUGUCUUG